This is a messenger RNA of Melanotaenia boesemani (Boeseman's rainbowfish), 808 nucleotides long. RefSeq names its product TNF superfamily member 14 (gene tnfsf14a). Gene Ontology annotation, biological process: immune response. The coding region runs from base 63 to 782 and encodes 239 amino acids. Gene Ontology annotation, molecular function: tumor necrosis factor receptor binding. Gene Ontology annotation, cellular component: membrane. The record is from RefSeq and is a predicted model, not a curated record. The transcript has 4 exons. Lineage: Eukaryota; Metazoa; Chordata; Actinopteri; Atheriniformes; Melanotaeniidae.
AUCUUUGCAGCGCCUUUGAACUAACAGCCUUGACCUCCUCCUGAGGAUAGUUCUACACUGAAAUGUUUUCCAAAUCUCCAAACAACACACAGUAUGCGUCUGAGGGUGGUUAUCCCUCGGUGUAUGUGGUGGACACCCAUGCAACACAGCACCCAAUCCCGCCAAGGCUGAAGCCACGGAGACGAAGUAUCGGGCCGGCGCAAACCACAUUGUUCCUGCUCGUGAGCCUGGCAUUGUGCGGCAUGGCUGUUGAAGCUUGUCUGAUUUAUCGGCUCUACAAAGCUGAAUCUGCCAAUGAAGCAUCAUUAUCCUCUAUGCUCAUUGCAAGUGAUGUCUCUCCCACUAAACGUCCCAGCCGCAAUGUUCUUCCUUCCAAACCAGUUGCCCAUCUAACAGAUGGACCAGAUGCAACUCACAGCAAACAUGUCUUGGCAUGGAGUAUAGUUGCAGACCCUCUCCUCCAUGAAAUGAGCUACAAGAACAGAAAUCUAAUCAUCCUGGAAGAGGGUUACUAUUAUGUCUACUCCAAGAUUCUCUUCUCAGACAGAGGUCUUUUCCAUCAUUUUGUUAAUUUGCACACAGAAAGAUUUGCUGGGGAAUACCUGACCCUCCUGCAGUCCAGGAAAAUCUCUCCAGCGUUGAGCAUAACACAGUCCAACAGUUAUCUGGGUGGAGUGUUUCAUCUUUACAAAAAUGAUGCUCUUUAUGUGAAUGUCAGUAACACUGCAAAAAUAGUGCGAUCUGACCCAUCUGAGAACAUCUUCGGUGCAUAUAUGAUAUAGAUAUAAGUUUUUUUUUUUGUUUUUUU